Molecule: messenger RNA, 1446 nt
Organism: Fusarium venenatum
Lineage: Eukaryota; Fungi; Ascomycota; Sordariomycetes; Hypocreales; Nectriaceae
Source: RefSeq, a predicted model, not a curated record
AUGACAACAGCGCUUUCCAACAAUAUCACUAUCAGGUCCCGGGCAGCCCGGAACCUGACUCUCACACUCAAGGCCUCUGGGCCAAGGGUGAGAAGAGACAGUCUUGUUCCUCUUGUCCGAUGCUCGUCUACUACCACCAAUGCUGACGCUGCGCUUGAGGCAACUCGCACAAACACACCCGUUGUGAAUGGAGCAGAGACACCUCUAUCAGAACUUCCUCCUCUUAUCCUUUACCGAUCUCUCUUCAUCAACGCUGUCUCUUCAAGACCAUGGCUCCUCAUUCCAUCUCUCCACCUUCUCCAGAAGCUCUCACACGCUGGAAACCCAUACCUUUUUAAUGUUUCCCGGAACCCAUUGCUGCGAUCUAUUCUAAAGCACACAUUCUACAAACAAUUCUGCGCUGGUGAGACUGGGGCGGAAGCCCAGGCGACGAUGAAGGAGUUACAAGACAUGGGAUUCAAGGGUACGAUUCUCACAUUUGCAAAGGAAACUGUCUUUGAUUCAAAGACGGGUACUGAGCAGGGUCACGGAAUUGAGACAUCAACCACAAAUGAAUGCCAGUGGUGCGACAACAUCGAAGCCUGGAGAGACGGAACGUUGAAGACAGUUGAGCUACUCAGAGAGGGUGAUCAACUGGCUACCAAACUCACUGGCGCUGGACCUGGCGUCUGCGAAGCCCUUCACAACGACGCACCACUCCCCAAGCAGUUCGUCGACGCGUGCUACGAAAUCUCCCAAAAGGUCAAAGACCGCGGCGCAUAUAUUCUCAUCGAUGCUGAGUCCCAGCACUACCAAUGGGGCAUCUUCCGCCUCGGCAUGGAGCUUCAAGAGAAGUUCAAUACCGAUGGCAAUGUUGUCCUCUACAACACAUACCAGGCGUAUCUCAAGAGCACUCAAGAUACUAUCCAGAAGCAUCUUCAGAUCGCAUCCGACAAGGGCUUCACUCUUGGAGUCAAGGUUGUUCGAGGUGCCUACAUGUCGUCUGACCCUCGUUCGCUCAUUCACGACACAAAGGAAGACACAGACGACAACUACAACCAGAUCGCACAAGGUGUCCUGCGACAAGACUUCCUUGGCUUUGGUGGGUUCAACAAGAAGCCGUUCCCCUCGGCUCAAUUGCUUCUCGCCAGCCACAACAAAGAAUCUCUGGUCAAAGCGCACGAGACGCACCAAGAGCGCACUAAAGCCAACCUACCCACAGUCCCUGUCAAGUUUGCUCAGCUUCACGGCAUGUCGGAUGAGGUCAGCUUUGGACUGCUCAAACUGAAGGAUGAUAAGGGUGUUGCACCCGAGGUGUACAAGUGCACUACGUGGGGUACAUUGGGGGAGUGCAUGGCGUAUCUGACCAGACGCGCUAUUGAGAAUCGGGAUGCGGCAUCGAGGACGUUGGAUGAGUACACAGCUUUGAAGAACGAGGCUUGGAGACGUCUUGCUUUUUGGAGAUGA